Messenger RNA from Magnolia sinica, 1134 nucleotides. RefSeq names its product wax ester synthase/diacylglycerol acyltransferase 4-like. Gene Ontology annotation, biological process: triglyceride biosynthetic process. Gene Ontology annotation, molecular function: long-chain-alcohol O-fatty-acyltransferase activity; diacylglycerol O-acyltransferase activity. The record is from RefSeq and is a predicted model, not a curated record. The transcript is spliced from 3 exons. The coding region runs from base 1 to 1134 and encodes 377 amino acids. Gene Ontology annotation, cellular component: plasma membrane. Lineage: Eukaryota; Viridiplantae; Streptophyta; Magnoliopsida; Magnoliales; Magnoliaceae.
AUGGCUUCCACUCAAUCAAGAGAUGCGGUAUUAGAAGAUCAUCCACAACUCCUACCUGCAAGCCCAACCUCAGAAUACAUCCACAGCUCAAUCCUCUCCCUCAGUAUUCUUGUCGUCUUCGAAUUGGAGAUUCCGAUCAAAGAUUCAAAGACGAUCACAUUACUCAGGGAUCAGUUUCUACCAAUCAACACUCGCUUCUCAUCAACACUCGUUAGGGACGAAAAGGGUGCACAAUCUUGGAAGAGAGUCGAUAUCAAUCUCGAAGAUCACGUAAAGGUCCCCCAUUUUCCAACUGGAUUACCUCCUUCUACUUACGAUGACUACUUACAAGACUACUUAACAAAGAUAGCAUUAGAUCGGCUCCCUGAGAACCGUCCAUUGUGGGAAAUCCACAUAAUCAAGUACCCCACUAGCAAUGCGGCUGGAACCGUAGUGUUCAAGUUGCACCAUGCACUUGGAGAUGGAUUCUCUUUAAUGGGUGCUUUGUUUUCUUGCUUUAAGAGAGCUGAUGAUCCCUCCCUUCCUCUAACAUUCCCUACUAAGAACCCUUCAUUGAAAUCGCAUUGGAAAGCUGAAGCAUGGAAGAAAGUGUCCAACAUUGCUGCUGGUUGUUGGUACACUGCUUCUGAUUUUGUCCAGAGCGUGCUUCAUGGCACAGUGUUGGAAGACGAUCGGACGGCGAUCCGAUCAGGGACACCCCAAUUAGAGUUUGAGCAGUUCACCAUCUCAACCGUUACCUUCUCUCUUGAUCGUAUCCGCCGAAUUAAGUCCAAGUUUGCAGGAACCGUGAACGAUGUAGUGGUUGGGAUCAUAUUCUAUGCAAUUCAGUUGUACCAGCAAAGGAUGGGCCAGGUAACGACUGGCCGUCGGAUGACAGCAUCGGUCUUGUUGAAUACAAGGAUGGUAAAUGGGUAUCAGAGCGUGAAUGACAUGCUUAAAGAGAAGACGUGGGGAAACCAUUUUGGCUUUCUUCAUAUAGGAAUCCCUUCCUGCAGCAAUGCUGACAAAGAAAAUCCCUUAACAUUCCUCAUCAAUGCCAAGAAAACCAUCAGGAGAAAGAGGCAAUCUCUAGCCGUUUAUCUCACUGGUAGACUACUUCAAAUGUUGAAAACUAUCGGUGGUCCAGAGGACUGA